Molecule: messenger RNA, 3682 nt
Organism: Onychostoma macrolepis
Lineage: Eukaryota; Metazoa; Chordata; Actinopteri; Cypriniformes; Cyprinidae
Exons: 19
Coding region: 232-3669 (1145 amino acids)
Biological process (GO): protein polyubiquitination; ubiquitin-dependent protein catabolic process
Molecular function (GO): ubiquitin protein ligase activity; protein binding
Source: RefSeq, a predicted model, not a curated record
AUAUGUCAGAUAUCACUUGGAAUAAUAGUAGAGUCGAAGUUAAAAUGUUACAAUAUUGACGUGUUUAACAUAACGAAUAAACACACCAUCGUCAUAUCAUUCAUUAAACAAUAGAGUUGAUCUACAUUUCCAUAGAGAUUAAUCUCUUCUGCCCCCAUGACAACCAUGACGCACCUAAACUCGAGCCUGUAACACAGCCUUCAACAAAACUUACAAAUCAGCAAUUGAAGGAUGGAUAAUUGUGACUUAGAUUAUUUAUCAAUGUCUGAUGGGGAAUUAAACCCUUCGUUCAGAUCAGAUUUAACACAGUACACAGCAACAGUAGAAAGCAGAGUUAAAACUUCGACACUACAUCUACAAACCAGCGACGGAGGAGCGUCUUGUAAUAUCUUAUUUGGUGAUGGAUCAAGAACUGUUAAACUAGAAGAUGGUUUAAAUAAAGUAGAGAUUGAGGUUGUGUCUGAAGAUGGCUCAUCCAAGGUGUACAGCAUCGCGGUGAGCAAACUGUCCUCCAGAGCAGCACAGCUGAGUGAUCUGACCAUAGAGAGAGGACAUGACCUUCACCCUGGCUUCUCUCCAGCGACCUACGACUACACGUGCUCUGCACGUUUUGACUGCUGUGAGGUGAGAGUCCAUCCUCAGACCUUAGACAGGAGCAUGCAGACUGCUGUGAAUGACACUGCUUGCUCUGAACCCGUCAUGUUAAAUGCGGGAGAAACAGUCAUUAUUAUAAAGGUGACGUCGGCAGAUGGGGCCAACACUCAAGUUUACACUGUAAACGUUACUAGAGAGCCGGUUCCUCUAGCUGUGGCGUUCUGUGAUGUGAAAGACCAGAUGGAGUUCGAGUGUCCGGUGUCCCUAAGUGCCCUGUACAAACCCGUGUCAAUACAUCAGAGUGAACCAAAGACAGUAUUUUCAGCUCCAUACAUUGACAUGCUGACGCGGAGGUCAAAAGUCGAUCCGUUUACCGAGCGUCCCUUGAGAGAGGGCUGGAAAGUUCUGGAGUCAGAGCUCGACCAGAGAAUGUCUAACGCUCCUGUCAAAUGCUUCUUCUCAUAUCGUGGAUGCAGGAAGCAGAUGAGAUAUGCAGAGAUUGGAGCACAUGCAAAAGAGUGCCAUUACAAACCGUCAUCAGAUCUAGACUCUGUGGUCAGUCUGACAGGUUCACUGCGUCUGGAUUUCUCUUCAGAGAUGUUUGUUUCUGUCUGGUUUCACACACUGGCAGAUUGCUUAGUAAACAGUUCUACUCUUGGUCUGCUCUGCUCUUUGUUGUUUAAGAAAUCAUUUGUAUCACUGCAGGAAGUUACAGAAACAAACUGGUACAGAAAUUAUUUUGCAUCCUCAAGUAACACGGAAAUAAUGACUCAUCACACACUUGAGAUUCGAAACUGGGAGAAAAGACUGCAGACGGCACUUGGAGAACAUGAUGUAGAUAGUCUAAUAGCCCAUGCAGAGGAACACUUCAAACUCUACAAGAACAGACUUCCCAAUCCAGGUGAUGUUAUGCAGUAUGAUCCAGGACAGUCACCUCUGGAUCAUCUGGAGCAGGCUGCCGUCCACUACGCUUCUGCCAUUAAGGUUAAACCCCACAACGCUAAACUGCACUUUCUUCUUGGGCAGACACUAGAGGAGCACUACUACGCAACAGAGAUGUACGGCUUGAAAAAGGAGGCUCAGGAGGAUGACCAGGAUCUCGGCCAGGCCAAGUCUGCUGGGAGGCAGGAAGAGAUCUUGGCCAUCUGCAGGCUUCAUGGCUUUCCUGGAACACCGACAGCAGAGAACCAGCUCAAAGCACUCGACACGGAGCUACAAGAUCUCAGACAGCAGGGCCAGUCAGCGAAGGCUGAUUAUGUCCAGACACUGUUCCUCUGGCUGUCAAAAAAAGCUGGAAAGCAAGACGGCAGUAGUGUAGUGUCUGAUGAGAAGUGUUGGCUCCAUCGAGCCCUGCUGAAGUAUCUGGACGCCUGCUCACUGAAUGCAGACAGCUGGGAAUAUAACCUACACAUGGGCCGUUUGCUGCUGCUGCAGGGGAAGAGCAAUGAGGCGCUGCAGCACCUUCAGAGCGCGCUGGGCCUCCAGCCCCGCCAGCCAGCGAUCAGGUUUUAUACUGGCUUGGCCCUGCUGCAGAAGGAAGAGGCGGCCGCGGUCAGCAAGUGUGAGGUUGUGAUGCUCCUACAACAAGGCCUGGAAUAUGUCAUGGCUCAAUUCUUCAUCUCACAUGAUCACAACGAACAACAGCAGUGGGACGGUGGAUAUGAUCGGUCAGUCGUGAAUGCUCAGUUUCUACGUGGUUGUCUCAGUUUGGCAGCUUUGCUUUCCAAGAUCUCAUCCUCUGACCAGGCCAUGAGUCCAGAGCAAGUCUAUCACAUUUGGCGUGUGCGUCGGUCUCUCUGGUGUUCCCACAGCGUCUCUGGGCUUGCGGCGCAGGGCAUCAGCAGGUGUGUGAAUCAGGGCGAGGUGCUUCAGCAGCUGGACUCGGUGCUGCUGGAGGCUCAUUUUGCUCUCCUUCAAGGCCUCAUUCAGCAGCAAAGAGAUGGAAAACAGCCCUGGAUAGUGAAGAGAUGUCAGGCCCUCACAGCUUUGAUACGGCUCUCGUCUAUCGGCCCCUGUAGGGAGCUUCUGGACAUGCAGGAGAAGGUCUGUCAGAUGGGAGUGCUGGCUUUGCCCCGCUGCAGUCGUGCUCUGUGUCUGCUGGGAUUGGCACAGCUGGCUCAGAGCGACAGCCAUGCAGCAGAUGAACGAGCUCGGGCGGCGCUUACAGACGCCUGCCUCAGUUUCCAGGCCAGCAUUGAGUUAGAAGGCUCCCAUCAGACCGGAGAAGCACCCAAGCAGCUGACCAAGCAGACAUGGUGGAAGGAUCAUUUAGAUGCAGAAAAGGACAAAACGGUCAAGCAUGAAGCUCCGGAGCCCAAACCAGCGGUUAAGUCAUCCGAGGCUCCUGCAGACGGGAAGAAGCGGGCAAGAGGCAGAGGAGCUCCAGCCAGAGGUGUCCUUACAUCCACAGUGAAGACCUCUGCUCCUACACGAGUCAACAAGACAGCUACAGCAGCUGCUCGAGGGAGGACAGGAGUGCAUCUGGUCACCAAGAGUGAUGGAGCUGGAAAGACAGCAGGCAAAUCAAGCAUUAAAGCUCAAAUGUCUUCUUGUAAAAGCCUUCUUCAGGAGAAACCAACGACUUCAGCAGUGGAGGUUGGCAAGAAGUCCUUUGUGCCAAGGCUAGGCUUAGCCAGGGCUCUGGCGCGAACCGCCGACUCAAAGAAACAAGCCUGUCAUUUCUACCAGGAGGUCAUUGACAUGGCUCCGGAGGUGCACGAUGCAUACAUUGAGCUGGCCAAUCUGCUGCUGAAGGACGAUCCUCUGGCUGCUGUGGACGUUUACAGUAGAUUCCCGCUCAAGCCUUUCUGCGAACAAACCUUUGACGAUGCCUUCAUAACAGGAGAGAUCGUGCAUAUUCUGAUGAAACAUGAACUGUAUGAGCAUCCUCAGCUACUGCCCAACCUGAUAGCGCAUGGAAAAGUCAUGGGACUCGGAUGUCUUGACAAAUAUAUUGAAGCACUUGAAGGGAAGUUCAUGACCAGUCUUCUGAGGAGAGUUUACGCUGGAAUACAUGACAAAUCAGUGGAUGAUGAGGAGCUGCAAGACUUCUUCAGAUUCAAGUGUUGGAUAUGAAAUUCUUAGUUUG